GAGUGGGUGCUCCGCAUUUAAUUAUUUGUUUUGCAUAGUUUUUAAGCACUUUUUUGUUGACCUUGUGGCGAGUGAUGAGCGCUGAGACUGAGUAGCCGAGUGCCAAAACAAAAUUGUUGAUUUCUGCAUUAUUCUCUCAGUGUUUCUCUUAGACCAGAUCUCUUUGGUUAGGAACAUCUCUUUGUUUUAAAAUUUCACUGCCUGGGAAUUUGGCAAAAUGGUUAGCACUUAACGCUGGCCAGUCGCAAUGCCUCGAGGAAACGACUUGGACGCGGACCUGGAGGUGGACCUCCAAGGGGGGGACAGCCACUCGGCGGCCACCACGGUCACGCUGGAGGAGCGUCCUGGCAAGCCUCAGCUGCGCUUCUUCAGCAUCGGACCCAGCAGCUACCAGGUGCGGUGUCCACUGUGCCAGCAAAAUUCCAAGACGGAAACCGUGGAGAUGACGGGCGCUCUGGGCCAGCUCAGUUGCCUCUUGUCCGCUCUGUCCUGCUGCUUUCCCAUCUUCGCCCUGACUUUCGUCUACUCCUGUCUCCAGAGCCGUCUGAAGUCGAAGCGUGUGUUCUGCAGCCGAUGCGGUGGUCACUUGGGCUUCCACUGGCGUCCCACUUAGGACCACCACUUAGUUAGCUCUCCAAAGUCCCCGCAAAUGAUCUAUAAAUAAACCGGCAGCUGUUGUCAAAUCGUUUAAUAA
Molecule: messenger RNA, 694 nt
Organism: Drosophila biarmipes
Lineage: Eukaryota; Metazoa; Arthropoda; Insecta; Diptera; Drosophilidae
Exons: 2
Coding region: 248-613 (121 amino acids)
Molecular function (GO): zinc ion binding
Source: RefSeq, a predicted model, not a curated record